Colletotrichum phormii is the source of this 1556-nucleotide messenger RNA. RefSeq names its product Alpha/Beta hydrolase protein. The coding region runs from base 57 to 1556 and encodes 499 amino acids. The transcript has 5 exons. Lineage: Eukaryota; Fungi; Ascomycota; Sordariomycetes; Glomerellales; Glomerellaceae. The record is from RefSeq and is a predicted model, not a curated record.
GAAAUCUACCCAUAAUCAAAGGCGAGACUGGUUUAUCACUUUCGAACUCACUGAACAUGAAGAUCCAGAAGAAGCUCCUUUCGUCCGCUGUUUCCUCGGCCAGCUUAACGGCCUUUCCAACCGCCACGAUAUUCUCGGGUCCGAUCCAAGGCAUCUCGACGAGCCGCCCAAACGCAUUAUCUCCAGUGAAUAAGUUUCUCGAAAUCCCCUAUGCCUCUAUACCUGAACGGUUUUCCCUACCUCAGCCACCGAAGCCGUGGGUUGACACUCUCAAUGCCACAACAUUUGGGCCGGCAUGUCUCCAGAACUUUGGCAUCAACGCACCACCCGAAAGUGAAGACUGUCUGAGCAUCAAUGUCUUCGCCCCCACAACCAGAUUCCCGGACGCCGGGCUUGCCGUGGUCGUCUUCAUCCACGGUGGUGGAUGGCAGCUGGGCCACGGCAGACUUGAUCUUUCUGCUUUCGCGGCAUAUGAAGACAUUGUCGCCGUAACUCUUAAUUACCGCACAAAUGUCUUUGGCUUUCCUGCAUCACCUGAGAUCCCACCAAGCGAACAAAACCUGGGUCUACACGACCAACGUCUGGCUCUGGCUUGGGUACAAGAUAACAUCGCCACCUUUGGCGGCGACCCGUCCAAGGUGACAAUCUGGGGCCAGUCUGCUGGAUCCUUUUCCGUAGACCACCACCUGAAAGCCUACGCCAACGACACUUUGGUCCCUUUCCGUGGUGCCAUCAUGUCCAGUGGGCAGAUGAGCUUCGGGCACCUUGCACACCCAUCGCCUGGGAUCGAGGCCUGGACGGGACUGUCGAGUCUAGUUGGAUGCGCCAACUCGUCAGAUGAACUAGAAUGUAUGAAAGCCGUCCCAGCGAAAACCCUCAUCAACACCAUGCGGAACAAGCCAGGCGAACUAUGGAGAAACGGGGAUGUUGUCAAAAUUCCGAUCCUGACGGGUAUUGUGGAGGAAGAAGGGCGCGGUCUGGUCAACGAUAAAGUCAACAUGACGGCCUUCUUUGAUGCAUACCUUCCGUCAGCCCUCGUACCGUCCGAAGACCGGGAGAUGAUCAUCUCCAUGUACCGCUCUGAUCCUAGUGUCAUCACCGACUUUGACCUUGCCUCAGCCAUUUAUACUGACUUACUCUGGUCUUGCCCUCAAUCUAUACUUGCGUCGACAGCAUCUUCGAACAAUAUCUCUACCUGGCGCUACCAUUUCAAUACCUCAAUCUUGAAUCUCUUACCCAAAGAGUACGACUGGCUGGGCAGGUUUCACGGCUCAGAGAUCAUUCUUCUCUUUACCGAUCCAGAUACCACACCUUAUACCCCUCAAACGUACGCAGUGUAUGAAUACUUCAGGGGGGUCAUUGCGCGAUUUGUCAAGAAUCCUUCCGCAGGGCCUGGGUGGCCGGCCGUGGGAUCGUCUUAUGCCCCGCUCGAUGUCGCGAUCUUGGGGGAUGUGGGUGAUACCUCGAGCGUCAUGACGGUAUCGAAUUCUACAAGGCUGGAUGAAAGGUGCAAGCUUUUUGAGAAGAUUUGGCCCAAACUCAAGGCCAUUAGUUAA